AUGGAGGAUUAUAAGUUUCUAUUUAAAGUAGUGUUAGUUGGAAAUGCGGGGGUUGGGAAAACUUGUUUGGUUCGUCGUUUUACCCAAGGCCUCUUCCCACCUGGUCAAGGUGCUACAAUCGGUGUUGAUUUCAUGAUUAAGACUGUCGAAGUGGAUGGUGAGAAAGUGAAGUUGCAAAUAUGGGAUACAGCUGGUCAGGAAAGGUUCCGUUCGAUAACACAGAGCUACUAUAGAUCUGCUCAUGCACUUAUCCUGGUGUAUGAUAUAUCCUGUCAGCCAACUUUUGAUUGCUUGCCGGAUUGGCUCAGAGAAAUUGAGGAGUAUGCUAACAAUAAGGUGCUAAGGAUAUUAGUUGGUAAUAAAACAGAUAGAGAAGAUCGAGAGAUACCUAGGCAUAUCGGAGAAGAUUUUGCGCAACGCCAUGGCAUGUACUUCCUUGAAACGUCAGCGAAGGAGGCGGAGAAUGUCGAACGAUUAUUUAUGGAGAUCGCCGUUGAACUUAUGGAGCAAGCCAAGUGCAAGGAGCUACCUAAGUACGAUGGCAGCUUAGGACCGAUCAACGAAACAUCACACCAUAUGAAAGACACCUCCUUAAAGUCUGAUACAUUCCGAAUUUAUAAGACUGAGAAACUUUUUAAAAAGUGGAUAAUCAUGGCUUGGCGCUUCAAAGCCUCUAAAUAUAAAAAUGCGGCACCGAUUGUGCCUAAGCCUGAGGCCUGCAUAAGAGAUAUCUGUGUUGGAUCAUAUCAGACUUAUGGAAAUAAUAUAUGUGCAUCGGGUGCCUUCAUGGCCUUUAACUGGGAGCAUGUCGGGUCCAGCAUGGCUGUGUUACCGUUGGAUGAUUGUGGUAGGAAGAGUAAGACAAUGCCUUUGUUACAUGCACACACUGAUACAAUAACUGAUAUGGAGUUCUCUCCAUUCCAUGAUGGAUUGCUCUUGACUGGAUCACAGGACUCUCUGUCGCCCGACAUCAUUUCUGCGUGUCGGGAGACAUCGCCCGACAUCGCAGGCAAUAUCUACGUGUCGCGGGACAUGUUGCGUGUCAACGCUUCGAGAGCGUCGACCUUGCGCGACUUUGUGUCCCUCGACAAUCGCCCGACAGCAUUUGAGUAG
Molecule: messenger RNA, 1113 nt
Organism: Arctia plantaginis
Lineage: Eukaryota; Metazoa; Arthropoda; Insecta; Lepidoptera; Erebidae
Source: the annotation of a GenBank genome assembly